UAAACUCAUAAUUGCCUUAAUUACUUGUGUUUUUGAAAAUCCUGAAGCGCGGUUUCCGGCACUACCACCACUGCUCACUCCCCCGACGCCCUCCCCUGAAACCCUACAAAUUUCUACUUACACAUAUCUACUGCUUAUAUACGUAUGUAAUUCUCCAUCUUAGUGUGUAAAAGAUCCUUAAAUUUGAAUGGGAACCAAAGAGAAUUGCAGAAACGAGCUCCGUGCUGCCAUCCGUCAGCUUAGCGAUCGCUGCCUCUACUCCGCCUCCAAAUGGGCAGCGGAGCAGCUAAUGGGAAUUGAGCAAGACACGACAAAGUACCCCACAUCUCUCACCCGGUUCCAGCGCGGCAGUUCCAGCAUUCUCCGCCGCUUCCGCACCGCCACCGGAGAGGCUACCUUUUCUAGCACCCCUUCUGCGGGCGUGUCCUACGUGGCCACGCCGUCGGUGCUCGAUGAUGAUGAUGAAUACGAGGCCGGGGAUAGCGACUUUUACCUGCUUGCUAAGUCUUAUUUUGAUUGCAGGGAGUACCGGAGAGCCGCGCAUGUGCUCCGCGAUCAGACCAGCAAUAAAGCCAGUUUCUUGCGGUGUUACGCCCUUUUCAUGGCUGGUGAGAAGCGAAAAGAUGAAGAGAUGAUAGAACUUGAAGGGCCCUUAGGCAAGAGUGAUGUUGUGAACCAAGAACUAGUUUCUCUUGAGAGGGAGUUGUCAACACUUCGCAAAAAUGGGACAAUUGACUCCUUUGGUCUUUACUUGUACGGUCUUGUUCUUAAACAGAAAGGCAAUGACAAUCUUGCUCGGACAGUGCUCGUGGAGUCUGUGAGUAGCUAUCCAUGGAACUGGAGUGCUUGGACUGAGCUACAAUCCCUGUGCACCACGAUCGAGACAUUGAACAACCUUAAUCUUAGUUAUCACUGGAUGAAAGAAUUCUUUCUUGCUAGUGCUUUCCAAGAACUUCGAAUGCAUAAUGAGUCUUUGACAAAGUACGAACAUCUACAGGGAACUUUCAGUUUUAGCAAUUACAUUCAGGCUCAGAUUGCUAAAGCUAAAUACAGCAUGAGGGAAUUUGAACAAGUGGAAGUGAUAUUUGAAGAGCUUCUAAGAAAUGAUCCAUAUAGAAUUGAUGACAUGGAUAUGUAUUCCAAUGUGCUGUAUGCAAAGGAGUGUUCUUCUGCUUUAAGUUACCUUGCCCACCGGGUAAUUUUGACAGAUAAAUACAGGCCAGAGUCCUGCUGCAUCAUUGGGAACUACUACAGUUUGAAAGGGCAUCAUGAGAAGUCGGUUAUGUAUUUUCGGAGGGCACUCAAAUUGAAUAAAAAUUAUUUGUCAGCAUGGACACUAAUGGGCCAUGAGUACAUCGAAAUGAAAAACAUCCCAGCAGCGGUUGAUGCAUAUAGGAGAGCUGUGGACAUAAACACAUGUGAUUACCGAGCCUGGUAUGGAUUAGGGCAAGCUUACGAGAUGCUGGGAAUGCCCUUGUAUGCUCUUCAUUAUUUUAAGAAGUCGGUGUUCUUGCAGCCAAAUGAUUCUCGGUUGUGGAUUGCCAUGGCGGAAUGUUACAAAACGGAGCAGAUUAAUAUGCUUGAGGAGGCAAUCAAAUGUUACGGAAGGGCAGCAAACUUAAAUGACAGAGAAGCAAUCGCACUUGACCAGCUAGCGAAAUUACAUUCUCAACUAGGUCGUUCUGAUGAGGCGGCGUUUUACUACAAGAAGCAUUUAGAGAGGUUGGAAUCUGAGGAGAGGGAAGAACCCAACACAGUUGAAGCCUUACUGUUUCUUGUCAAAUAUUACAAAGCUCAAAGGAGAUUUGAAGAAGCAGAGAUUUAUUGUACCCGCCUUCUUGACUGCCAGGGUCCUGAGAAGGAAGCGGCCAAAAGUCUUCUUCGAGGAAUAAGGCAUGCAAUGGAUGUCCAGCAUUUUCCACCCUAAGAUUUGUACUGAGGGAAGUUUACUUGGAGAUGGUUGUGUUAUUUGUGUUAAUGCAUGUCAUCUACUAGUUGACAAGCCCAGGGAGGUCAACUUGGUCUCAAGCAAUCCUAUAGUGGCUCAAAGUCUGUACUAAACUAUUAAUGUAGUUCUGUUCCCUAAUUCCCAUCUAUUUAUGUAAUAAUGUAGAAGGCACUAAGAGCAUCCCAUCAAUGAUUUUUGGGAAGGUUUAA
Molecule: messenger RNA, 2157 nt
Organism: Ipomoea nil (Japanese morning glory)
Lineage: Eukaryota; Viridiplantae; Streptophyta; Magnoliopsida; Solanales; Convolvulaceae
Product: anaphase-promoting complex subunit 8-like
Exons: 4
Coding region: 188-1927 (579 amino acids)
Biological process (GO): cell division
Cellular component (GO): anaphase-promoting complex
Molecular function (GO): protein binding
Source: RefSeq, a predicted model, not a curated record